Molecule: messenger RNA, 1883 nt
Organism: Erinaceus europaeus (western European hedgehog)
Lineage: Eukaryota; Metazoa; Chordata; Mammalia; Eulipotyphla; Erinaceidae
Gene: ELP5
Product: elongator acetyltransferase complex subunit 5
Exons: 9
Coding region: 300-1211 (303 amino acids)
Biological process (GO): tRNA wobble uridine modification
Cellular component (GO): nucleus; cytosol; elongator holoenzyme complex
Molecular function (GO): tRNA binding
Source: RefSeq, a predicted model, not a curated record
CGGUUCUGCUACAAGGGUCUCCCCCCUCCCCACCCCAGACCCAUCUCGGAGUGCCGUGACACUCCAGCAGAAGUCGCUGCCAGGACUCCCUCCCUAGGCCCAAGCGGAGGCCCGGUACCUUCCGAAAACCCCUGCGCACCGCUGCCGGAGGUGCCCCGCCACCACCCAAGCUCACCGUGCGGAUCUGCCUCCGCAAAAGGUCUUACGGAAGGCUGAGUGCCACGCCCCUGUCGCCCGAGGAGGAGGGGCAACGGGUGGUGACGCCAUCACAGAGCGUCUGAAGAAGGACCCGAGACAUCAUGAAGAUGUUGGAGUCGUUGUCCGCUUUUGGCGGCCUGGUGCUGCUUCGGGAUUCCGUGGAGUGGGAGGGACGCAGUCUCCUGAAGGCACUUAUCAAGAAAUCUGCACUGCGUGGGGACCAAGUGCACAUCCUGGGAUGUGAAGUGAGCGAGGAAGAGUUUCGUGGAGGUUUGGACGUCAAUAUCAACAGCCGGUUGGUUUACCAUGACUUCUUCAAAGACCCACUCAAUUGGUCAAAGACUGGGGAAGACCUUCCAGGGGGGCCCUUGGAUGUCUUAAGGGCCAUAUGCAAAAGGACAGAUCCUGGUCCUGUCACUGUUGCUCUUGAUUCACUCAGCUGGCUGCAGCUCCAUGUCCCCUGUACCACACUUUGCCAGACCCUGCAGGCUCUGAGCUAUCAGUACUCUUCCCCUGGUGACAACUCCUCAGAGGAGAAGGUGUGUGUGCUGGGCCUGCUGCACGAAGAGCUUCAUGGCCCAGCCCCCACAGGAGCAUUGAGCAGCCUUGCUCACACAGAGGUGACCGUGAGUGGUACAGUGGGCCAGGCCUGGGUAGCCCACAUCCUAUAUCGGAGACCCGGACAGCUUCCAGCUUGUCAGACUCAAUGGUUUUCCAUCCUGCCUGACUUUGGUUUGGAUUUCCAAAAAGGACCCCCCUUAGAGCCCCAGACUCACCUGGGUCCUCGCAAGCCUGAGGUGGACCCUACAGCUCAUUUGACCUUUAACCUUCAUCUGUCCAAGAAUGAAAAAGAAGCCAAAGAUAGCCUGACUCUGCCCUUCCAGUUCAGCUCUGAAAAGCAGCAGGCUUUACUGCACAAUGGACCAGGCCAGGCCACCAGCCAAAUCUUCUAUGAGCCUGAUGCUUAUGAUGACCUAGACCAAGAAGACCCAGAUGAUGACCUAGAUGUUUAACUGGUCAGAAAAUUUCUGCAAACUAUAAUUGGAAGAUCUUGAGCUAUCCUUCCUUCCAUUAUUGUAUUAGCCGUCCCCUCCCCCCUGCUGCUGCACCUUUGUUCCCUGUGUCUAUAUAGAGGCCCUGCCUUGUGACCCAUAAGCCCCAGGAAUGGAAAGGUGUGUGUGUGGGGGGUUUGAGAGAAUAGAAACACCCUUCCCCAAGCAUAAGUUAAGAUUAUAUAUACAUAUAUAUAUAUAUAAAUUUUUUUUUAACUUAGUUUGGAGAGAGGAAGACAGAAAUUGAGAGGGAGUGAGAAAAUAGAGGGAGAAACAUCCAAAGCAGCACUGCUUCUCCACUUGUGAAGUUCCCCCUACAGGUGGGGACCAGGGGCUUGAACCAGUGUUGUUGUGAUGCGUGCUCAACCAGAGGUGCCACCUCCUAAUCCCUUAUUUUAUUUGAAAGAGAGGUCAGAGCACUGCUCAGCUCUGGUUUAUGGUAGUGCCAGGGAUUAAACCUGGGAUCUUGGAACCCCAGUACUUUAUUUAUUUAUUUAUUUAUUUUUAAUAUUUAUUUAUGAAAGGGAGAGAAAAAUCACACCUAGGAUUGAUCUGCUGGCCUCAUAUUUCCAAGUCCUACACUCUACCUGUUGACUCACUUCCCCAGCCACAAUAAAAUACUUCAAGAGGAAA